Molecule: messenger RNA, 7560 nt
Organism: Hippoglossus stenolepis (Pacific halibut)
Lineage: Eukaryota; Metazoa; Chordata; Actinopteri; Pleuronectiformes; Pleuronectidae
Gene: pank1a
Product: pantothenate kinase 1a
Exons: 8
Coding region: 599-1993 (464 amino acids)
Biological process (GO): coenzyme A biosynthetic process
Cellular component (GO): cytosol; nucleus
Molecular function (GO): ATP binding; pantothenate kinase activity
Source: RefSeq, a predicted model, not a curated record
GUGCGUGUGCGUGUGUGUGUGUAUGUGCAGGCGACACAGUUCUAGUCCCCCUCUUUGUAUUUGAGAGAGUAGCGUUAGCGUGUGACGCUCCUGCGGCGCGGAGAGAAAACCGGUCGGAGGAGGUGAACGGGUUCGGUGCUCGGUUGGAGGAGCUGGUGUGACGUAGCGGUGCGCGCACACAUAGACACACCACACGCACACAAAUCACACGCUCAGACACACACACACCGGCUGCUGCUGCUGCUGCGCCUGCCAGGAUCUCAAUGUGGGGAAAUGACCGCGAGUGACCUCAAAGGAAACACUGGAUUUUUAGCGCUGCUGGAUUUUCUUAUUGUCUUUCACACACUUGAACAAUAAUGUGUGUUAGAUUGUAGCUCGACCUUUGCCGGUCAACACCCACGUUUCAUCCCGGGAGCGAUUUGCGGUGUCUCGUUUAGCUGUUCGCCCGGCUAACAUCAGCUAAGCUAAGCUAAGCUAGCCCAGCCUCCUCCUCCUCUCUCUCUCUCCCCCUGCUUGUCACUGCCAGCGGCGGGGCUUCGACGGUUCGUCUCCCGCUGAUGCUAAGCUAAGCUAGGCGAAAGGGCUAGGAGCUGCUGCCAUGGAUAAAGCGAAGUCAAUGAUGGACAAGAAAGGAGCGUCGGGACCCUUUCAUGUCAACAACGGGCAGAGCCAGCGGGGGUGCAACGGCCACGUCGCUGUGGCCGCGAACGGCGGCUGCUGCAGCGGCGGCGGGUUCGGCUCGAGCCCCGGACCCAGCGGAGGAGGAGGCGGCGGCGGCUGCAGCUCGUUUGACAGCAUGCACCACCUGCACCACGGCGAGGAUGCGGAGUGCAACGGCUCCCCGGCCAAGAGGUCCAGGCUGCGGCGGAGGACGGAGUCGGUGAGACGGAACAGACCCCCCUUCCCCUGGUUCGGUAUGGACAUCGGUGGCACCCUGGUGAAGUUGGUGUACUUUGAGCCAGUCGACAUCACCGCAGAGGAAGAACAGGAAGAAGUGGAAAACCUCAAGUCCAUCCGCCGCUACCUCACCUCAAACGUGGCUUAUGGUAAAACUGGGGUCCGUGACGUCCACCUGGAGUUGAGGAACCUGACCAUGUGCGGCAGGACGGGGAACCUGCACUUCAUUCGCUUCCCGACACAGGCCAUGCCCCGUUUUAUCCAGAUGGGACGCGACAAGAACUUCUCCAGCCUGCACACGACACUCUGCGCCACCGGAGGCGGGGCCUACAAGUUCGAGAACGACUUCCGAGCGAUGGCCGACCUGGAGCUGCUGAAGCUGGACGAGCUGGACUGCCUGAUUCGUGGACUGCUGUACGUCGACCGGGUGGGCUUCAACGGACACCCGGAGGGCUACUACUUCCAGAACCCGUCAGACACCCAGAGCUGCGUGAAGAAAACCUGCACCCUGGAUAACCCCUUCCCCAUGCUGCUGGUCAACAUCGGCUCCGGGGUCUCCAUCCUGGCCGUGUACUCGCCGAGCGACUACAAACGGGUGACUGGGACCAGUCUGGGAGGUGGAACAUUCCUGGGCCUUUGCUGUCUGCUGACGGGAUGCGAGACGUUCGAGGAGGCGUUGGAAAUGGCCAGCAAGGGCGACUCCACCAACGUGGACAAGCUGGUGAAAGACAUCUACGGAGGAGACUAUGAGCGCUUUGGCCUGCAGGGCUCUGCUGUCGCAUCCAGUUUUGGUCACAUGAUGAGCAAAGACAAGCGAGACAGCAUUUCUAAGGAAGACUUGGCCAGAGCCACGCUGGUCACCAUCACUAAUAAUAUAGGAUCCAUAGCACGGAUGUGUGCUGUCAAUGAGAAAAUCGAGCGAGUUGUGUUCGUGGGGAACUUCCUUCGCAUCAACACGGUUUCCACAAAGCUGCUGGCCUACGCCAUGGACUUCUGGUCCAAAGGACAACUACGAGCCCUCUUCCUGGAACAUGAGGGUUACUUCGGGGCCGUGGGUGCACUGUUGGAGCUGCUCAAGACAUCAGAGGACCCGUAAAGGAAGCCGCGUGACAUCAUCAUCCCUCGACAAGACGAUGUCUCCACCUCUGGAUGAUGUGACGUCGUCCACUUUUGACGCUGCUGAAAGGUCCCGUUCUCAGAGGCCACUAAAGGAAGACACUAAGCGGGGGACACAGAAACUGAAAAAAGCCAUUUUAAUAAUUUAACAUGUGUAAAUAGCGAUGACCUCUAACAUGUAUCUUCUUAAUUUCCCAAAUAGAGUCGCCCUAUCAUAGAGGUUUUAAUAUUGUGAUCUUUAAUUUAUGGUUUCCUGUAAUUUUCUGCUGCUCUGUCGAUUCCUGUCGGGAGACACAGAGUGUUUCAGUGAUCUUUGUUACUCUGUGUGUGUCUGUGUGCGUGUGUGAGAGUGUGAGAGUGUGAGAAAACCUACUGUAGCAUUAUGUCCUGGAGGCUGUUGUGUCCCUGUCGACUAUUUGUGCAACAAGAUACUAUGUCAGCACAGAAAUGAAGUUGCUCUUUAAUGAGUGACUGAGCAUGUUUAACCCCCAGAGACUCACAGAAACAUCAUGUCGCCUCCAGCCGUCAUCUGUCGGCGCGCUGACGGACAGAAAUAGCCAAACGUUUCGGACAUUUUGGCAUUAGCUGAGGCUCGGGAGGCAUUUUGUUGUUGCACAAAAAGUGGCCCAGGACACUUCAGUCUUUUUAGGGAAGUGCACUGAAGCCAAAUCCUAUUGAGAUUCGUUCAACGCCUGCCUCCUACAGAGCAGACGCAGAUAAACAGUCUUUAAUUCUCUCUGUUUUGUUCCACUACAAAUGGCCUUUUUGUUUUUUUUGUCUGUCUCUCCUCCAUCUACCUUCAGCACAUGCAGACAUCAUUAACACGUUCACGCCUCACCUGCUGAGUUCAGUGUUACCCAGCGGGACCAAGACAUUGUCUUCCAAUAGUUUGUGCUACAGCGGCGUCGCAGAUUUGUCUUCUCGCCAGUCGGUCUCAGCGACCCCUGUUUGUGUUUGGUGAAAUACUGUGGGAUUUAGUUUCUCUCUGUUCGGAAUCUUCUUUCUUUUCCUCUUCGCCUCCCGUCAGUGUCGAGCUCGAGGACACUUCAGCAGGUCGUCGGCCUGAUUCCUCGUCCUGUAGCUUCUCUAGUGCCCUGCUGCCUUGUUUGGGUGACGCAUUGUGAUGCAACGAGGCGCUCGGGCUGAGCCAAUGUGAUGCUAACGCACCAUGUGAAACCGGGCAUUUAUAAAAAGCUCUUGACGCAUAUGCAGAAGAAUGCCGUCACCUUCUGGGAGACAAUAGGGACCAGGAUGCUUUAAGGCCUGUGUCGUCCCUCCUGUAAAAUACACAGAUGCAAAUUUGCCAGCAACACAAUCCGCUCAGCCACAGUUUCUCUAAAUGUGCUGAUUUGCGGUUUGUCGUCAUCGUGCUGCUGUUAAGACGACAUCUAGAGAAACUGUGGGGAAAAAACUUUAAUCCUAUACUUGCAGGAGACUGUAAACUGAUCUGCAAAAAUUAUGUGAAGUUGCAAUUUAAAAUGACAUGCACUUACUAAAGUCAAGGUUAGCUAUGCAUCACACUGACGGCGGUAAAGACGCUGCUGCAUCACCCGUGAGCUUACGAGACGCUGACAGUGAAACAUGAGCUUUACCCCCCCCCCCACACCUCCUUCACCCUGAGCCUCCACAACAGCCUCUCAUCUCUGUUCACUGUAAAGAACUGGACCCUGCAGCCUGUUGUGUGUAUUUAUUACCUCCGUCUACUUGCCUUUUACUUUCCAAGAAACUCUUUCCCCGUUUGGAAUCGACCUCCGCUCGUUAAAACCAUCCAUUGUCAAGUACCUUCGGAUCAUCACUGCUUACACGCUUUGUUUUGUGGCUUCUUUCUGUGUCUCUGAGCCGAAGUGUUCUAGCCCAGCACUGGAAUAAUGAAGAGGAAAUCCUGACUAGCAGGCAGAGCGUUAUGCAGGUAUUCUGAAUCGACUGACUGCGGUUUUCUCUGAUUAAUGACGUGGGUGAGUGAGUGAGUUUUUAUCCAAUGCAACUCACUAUAUGUAACAUUUAAAAAAGUUAAGCUGGAGAAUUUCUUUUUACUUGCGAAUGAAUAAUGGAAUAAUCACAUUUGACAGAGUGCGCCCUCUGUCGUUAGAUAUACUGAGUAGUUUCUUCCACUGUGGAUACAUUAAGUCUCUUGGCUUAUUAAAUGCCAACGCUCACGCAGGUAAAUCUGCGGUUUGAUACUAUUUAAGUAUUUAAUCCUCCGUGUGUUCCAUCAUGAUGCUGCAGAUAUUCUGUUCAGGUGCUUUUUCGUCUAUUUCUCUUAUCCUCAGACUUUGCCUUUUUUUUCUCCAGCUCAUGUUUGGAUGAUGCGUCUGUGGCCUCGACCGGUCGGGCGCUGCUCGGCCGUCGGUUAUCUCGUGCCGCCUUCUCUUUUAAUCUGAAAUCCCCGAUCUGUUGCCUUCACCGUGUGUUUUAUCCCACGUUUGUGUCCUUCGGUUUCCUGUUGGGUUUCUCAACUUUACCUCAAUGUGUUUUUCUUUAUGUUCAGGUUUCACUCUUUGCUUUCUGUCUUUUUUUUUUUUGUGUUUUGCCAUAAUACUGUAACAGAGGAUUCAGUGCAGUUAACACACAUUAACAGUUUGAACCCCAGUGUUUUGGUUUUCACGAUUCUCCUUCAACGUGUUUAAGUACAAUGAAAGAUUUUCCUCUAAAAAUCUGAGACGAGAACUCAAACUUAACUUGUUUUCCAACUUUUCUUUUCAAUGGUUUUGGCAACAGUUUGGUUUGGGAACAAUUUUUUUUUUUUUUUACAAUAAAUGUCCUUUUAUUAUUUUGAUCCUGCUUGUGACAAGUAAUGUGAGUGAAUGAAUGUGCUUUUCAUGUCAUUUGAAAAUACUGUUGUGGUGAAUUUAUUUUAUUUUUCUCUGUUGGCACAAAAAGAACCAGUGUGAUUGUUGUCAGAAAUGUAAAUCCCUGCCCGUUGUGCUCAUUCAAGCUGCGGGAACAUGCUGUGAUGUGCAGCACUUAUAGAAGUGGAACCUUUUAAAAACACACUAUCACUGUCCUGCAGAACCUUUUUAAAAACGGGUGGUUUCAACAUUUAAUCUGUGCUGUUAAUUAUUUAGCGCAGACCGGAGGUCAGUGCAAUCUGUUAUUGGUAAUAGAUAAAGGAAGACAAACAGGAAACAUUUAUAUAUGAUAAACAAAGUCUGCAGAAUAUUGAUGACCUGUGUUUUUUAAGUUGUUUUUGUCAUGUUGUUUUUAGAGUUUGCCUGUGUUUAGUGAUGGUGAAAUUACAAGUUCUAACAUAAUUUUCCACUAACUUGAAAGAGUAAUAUCAUUGCUUCAGAUACUUUACUGUUCUUGAACCUACUAUUGUUCUAAUCUAUCGCUGCAGCUUCUGUGUUUUAAUCUGCAAAAAAACUAAUGAGGAUUUUAAGACGGAGCAUUGGGGCCGAUUGAAGAAAGUAAAUCUGAGAUUUCAAGAAUAAAAUAAUAUUACGAGAAUAAAGAAAAAUGCAGAACCCGUGAUGCCAGAGUUCAACUCUUUCCUGGAUCCAAAAUCUUUAAUGUCAAUGUUUCUUAAACAACCAAAGAAAUUCCUUUUGAAUAUGACGUAUAGAUUAAAGUCCAAAAAAGAGGCAAUUUCCUCAAAGACUGUUUUCUUUCUUUCUACAGAAUCAAGUCAUGAUUAUGUGGAGCUGCUGAGCUAAAAGAUAAAGAAUUGUAUUAUUUGUGAAGCCUACACUUAACCUAUUUUAUUCUCGUCAAAUUACAACUAUUUUCUUGAAAUAUUACAACUUUAUUCUCAUUUUACAGCUUAAAUAAGACCCUUUACUUACACUGGCCCCAAUGCUCAGUCCUAGAAUUAAAACCUUUACAUAAACUGUGUGAAUGUUCAGUCGAAGCAGUAUCACAUCUCGAAAGUGUUUGAAACAUUCUCGACAGCACAGGUCCAGUCUGAAGUCUGUCAUCACUUUUUAAGCAAUGAUUUCUUUCCUGUUAUCACGAGUGAGGAUGUUUGUUUGUUUUUCAAACCCGUCUGAGGUGUGACGUGAGCGUUUGAACCUCCGCGACCGGUUGUCUUGGGUUCACGUCCCAGAUCGGUGGGAAUUUCUUUUGGUUUAAAGUUUCCGCUGAAUAACAAAGCUAAUGUCAUCCAUAGUGGGAUCUAACUAAAAGGCUAUGCAGCAACACGUGUCCCCUUUAAUGAACUCAUCUCUGAACCGUCACAGUUAAUUUGACCUGUUUGUUAAUGUGUGUUUUUAAAAACAUAUGCAACCCUGUUAGUUUCCUCCGGUUGGAGUCUGGACGGAGAGUUUGUGUCCUGCUGAUUGAGUUGUUAACUCUAUUUAAGGUGGAUGUUUGCAACAGGGUGUUGACGACUGUUGUUUCAGUGCGAGCGCCGCGACGGAGAGAGGUUUAGUUUCUUUGACUGUUUCAGUCAUGACGGACCUUCGCCUUUUUCCAAACUGUCUCACAUGUUGUUUUUUACAUGUUUGUAAAAGUGGUAGUUGGUAUAUUCUGGUGUUUAUCUUAUCAUAGUGUUACUUCAGGGUAGAUACAGAAAAGUAAACACAUUGUUGUUGUCCAACCUCGUGUCACACACCAGUCACAGUGUUCCUUGUGACCUUGUGACCUUGUGACCUUUUCCUUGUGUUAUAUUGUUUCACCCCCUUAGCUAAAACCUUUUCCGGAGGUCGAACAUCCUGUUGCAUGAACACAUCCACUCUAUAAACUCUCCUCUGGAAUGCUUGACUGGCAGGACAAACCUGUUUCAACCCUUGUGUAUUUAAUUGUACAGAGAUUUUUUUGUAAAUAGUAUUAAUAUGAUAUAUUCUACACCAGCAAUCUGUCUGUUGAUGAAGUGGGUUCAGCGGUUCAGGGCCAGGUUUUUACUCGCAGUGAAAAGAAUCAAACGUCAGAGCAGACAGAACACGACGCAUCGAGACAAACCGACUUCUCUCUGCAGCUUUAUCACAUUUAUCAGUAACUUUACCAGAGCUGCGGUGAUUGGUUGUUAGAAAAUAUGUGAAGAAAUGUGUGUUAAUUUCCUCUUGGUAGAUGGUUUGAUGGGAUUUUUGUUUAGGAAUAGAUAUAUUUCUACAUGUUUUUGUGAACUGCCUAAAGUUAUGCGGACUGUCUGAUAGGAACACUUUACAUUUAUUGUCACUUUAAUAUAUUUUAAAACGCAUCGGAAAUUCUGAACUGUGAUUUGAGAAUUGAAAUAAAAGUCUUUUUAAGGAGGAAUGUUGGUUAAAUUGGACAUUUCCCUCUACAGUUUGUUGUGUUUUAUGUUUAAACGUGAGAACACCGCGGUCCUGAUGCCUGUUUUCUGUCUGCUGGAGUUCGAUGCCGGUUCUUCACCUCGGCGUCUCUGUGAUCUGGAUCUGAGUGUGAACGCUUGAGGAGCCCAGUGCUGGUUGUUGGCGUCAGUUCUGCUGCUGCUUUUAACUCUGGUUUGAAAAUAUAGAAAAAGAAGAAAGGGUUAAAAACAAAAAAAAGAGAAUUAACAAAAGGCUCCCUGCCUUGUGCAAUGUGUAUGUACUGAAGUGAAGAGAUUUCUUUUUUUUUUCUAAAAAUGAAUUAAACUAAAACUGGAUGAGA